AUGUCGGAGCUGGCGCGGGAGGAGCUGUCGGCGCUCGCCGCCAUCUACUGCGAGCCGGGCGCCUGCGAGGUGCUGGCGGCCUCAGAGACGCACGGAAUCUCAUGUAGAAUUCAAAUCAGUGUGAAAGAACUGCUGGAUACAGAUGUAGUUUUAAAGCUGUUAUUUCAUUUACCAGUCAAUUACCCAUCAACUCUACCAGAUAUUUCUGUUAACUCUGACCAGCUUACAAGGGCCCAGUGUAUGGAUGUGAAAGAGAAAUUGCUUGAACAAGCAAAGCAGCAUCUUUCUGAACCCAUGGUACACGAUCUGAUUCUUUGGGUACAGCAGCAUCUUAAAGAUGUCAUUAAGCAAUCAGCCUCAGUUUGCAGUGAAAAAACUACUUUGUCAAAAGGAACUGGAGAUGGUAUCUGGAUGCUCCUUUUGCAUUUAGAUCACAUGAGAGCAAAGGCAAAAUAUGUGAAAACUGUGGAAAAAUGGGCUUCAGAUCUAAGGCUGACUGGAAGACUGAUGUUCGUGGGCAAGAUAAUAUUGAUUCUUCUUCAGGGUGACAGGAGCAGCAUUAAGGAGUACUUGAUUCUUCAGAAAACUUCUAAGGUAGAUGUGGACUCAAGUGGAAAGAAAUGCAAAGAGAAAAUGAUGAGAGUACUGUGUGAGACAGAAGUACAGUUACAGCAUAAAAGGUUUCAGACGUUUGAAGUCAAAGAAUAUUCAGCACUGGAGGACUUACGAAAGGAAUUUGAAACUGCAGGACUUGCAACUCUUUUCUCUGAGUUUGUGCCUCCUCUCUUAAAAUAAAAUUAAAGGAAACCACUGGACCUCUGACCAAAGCAGUAGUUGACUGCAGAUGCUGAUGGAAGAUAAAAGGACUAAUGUGGCAAAACAAUGUUGAAGCUUUUCUGCAAAAAAUACCAUUAGUAGUCAUACUUCUGCAAGAAGAAGGCAAAUGAUACGUUAAGAACUGAUAAUUUUUUGACAUUUAUGUAUUAUUAUUAUUAACUUUUUCCAAACAAUGUGAUGUUUACUGUGAUAAUUGCGUGUCAAGCAUGAGAGAUUGGGAGUAAAUAAUGUUAAGGAAAUAGUCUUUUAGUCAGACUCUGUUUUAUAGUCCUUGUUUUUCAAUGGUCUGUUUCUUUUUUCUCAUGGUAGAAUUUGUUGCUAAUGCCCUAUUAGAGAGCAUGAUUAAUUUUGCUUUGGAAGACUGUAUGAAGGUAUUUCCAUGAAAAAACAUAGUGGACACACAUUUGAACAUGUGAGGACAGCAUAUACUUAAUAUCCCUUAGGAGUUAAUCUGCUGGUUUUUCAUUCUCCCUUUAAUUGACUAUAAAUGCGAGAUGGUUGAUUUGAAGAAGAAGCUCAUGUCACUUGGGGCCUGAAAAAACUUAGAAGUGUCUUUUUGAAUAUUAGUUUUUAGUCUAAAAUUUUUAAGAACACCUGCGUGGGGGAUUUAAAUUAAUAAAACAAUGAGGUAAAACCAAUUGUAAUAUUUUUUCUUUGAUAGUUUACAGAUGUUUUUUUGUACUUUAUCCAGUUUUACUGUCUGUGCAGCUUUAGAUUAAUCUUGAUUCAAUUAAAGUGUUGGAGCAGAAUAUACAGACUUCAGUCUUCCAUCUUUCAAGGCUUCUGCCAAGUUGUUUUUGUUUGUUUGUUUAUUUGGGUUUUUUUUGGUUGGUCACUGGCAGUUUUUUUUUUUAUCAGUAGUGUGUGUUACAUUUGUAUAGUGUUACAAAUUAUAUGAAUAAUUUUAUGAAUUGUGCAAAUUGUGCAAGUUCUGUUUACCUAGGGAGGAUUGGAUACUUCUUUAUUACAAUUAUUAAUGUUUGUGCUUUUGUUUAUUUUACCUGAAACUACUCUCUAACAAGACUAUGAAUUUCCAGUAAUAUAAAUUUUUCAAUCAUGAGUUUCUUAACACAGAGUACUGCCAUUUGCCAUUUCAGUUUGCUUUAGCAUGCAACUAAACAUGUGCUUUACUGCUCUCUAAAAUUCAGUCUCAGAAGCCAAAUGUCUCAUGUAUUCUGUAAUUAAACAGAUUUGAUCAAUUCAGUAUAAACUAAUUUAUUUCCAUUGUACUGGGGGAAGACCAGUACAAUUUGUUUAGUUAAAAAAAAAAAAAAAGGUGUGGUUUGGCAUUUCAUUAUGUAAGAUCUGAUUGC
This is a messenger RNA of Cinclus cinclus, 2150 nucleotides long. It is a transcript of the gene RWDD3, whose product is annotated as RWD domain containing 3. The transcript is spliced from 4 exons. The coding region runs from base 1 to 795 and encodes 264 amino acids. The record is from RefSeq and is a predicted model, not a curated record. Gene Ontology annotation, biological process: positive regulation of protein sumoylation; positive regulation of hypoxia-inducible factor-1alpha signaling pathway. Gene Ontology annotation, molecular function: protein binding. NCBI's taxonomy places the organism in Eukaryota, Metazoa, Chordata, Aves, Passeriformes, Cinclidae.